Molecule: messenger RNA, 2043 nt
Organism: Entrophospora candida
Lineage: Eukaryota; Fungi; Glomeromycota; Glomeromycetes; Entrophosporales; Entrophosporaceae
Source: the annotation of a GenBank genome assembly
AUGCUCGCAAAAAAUUCCCCAUCAUCAUACAAAAUUUUCGAAACAAUAGAUGAUAUCCUAACUGACGUCCUUAUAGACCGUCUUUUUUUGUGGUUCCAUACAUUCAAAUUAAAUCCUGAUUACAAUAUCGUUGACAUUCCUUCAGAUGUAAUUCAUAGCAUCAUCAAGAAAAAUGUGAUCGAAGAAGUUAAUUUAGACCAAGCUUGCAAGGAAUUGCUUAGUCACGCAAAACGAUAUUUACAAAUGUAUCAGGUAAAUUCAGGAUACGAGAUAGCAGAAACAAAAAGAUAUUUUGGAUCUUCUAAAAGAGAAGCAUGUGUAGUUGCUACAAAAGAUUUUAAGGAAGGAGAUGAACUUCGUCUAUGUACUGGUGCAUUAGUUCCUCUCACAAAAGAAGAGGAUAAUAAAUUAGAUGGUGGCAGGGAUUUUAGCAUAAUAUGGUCUCAGAGAAAAGAUGUAAUGUGCUUGUUACUUGGUCCAGCACGAUUUGUGAACCACGAUUGUAAACCCAAUACUACAUUCAUUGCAAGUGGACAGAGUGAGAUCUCAUUUAAAUUUACCAGAAGCGUUAAGGUUGGUGAAGAACUUACUUCAUACUAUGAUGAUGACUAUUUUGGAGAAGGAAAUUGUGAAUGUUUAUGUGCUACAUGCGAACGUCUCGUGAAAGGUGGAUACAAACCAGAAUUAGCAAUUCUAGACGAAGAAAAUAUUGGCUCCAUUAACAAAAUUGUAUAUGAUUAUGGAGUAGGCAAAAUAGUGCGUCGUAGUGCACGUAAUCGCACUAAUUUAGUACAAGAUGAAACACCUGUUGUAAAAAGGGAAAUAUCUAUGCCAAGAUUUAAAAUGAACGAUGUUACUAGUAAUCACAGAGAUGAAGUAAAUCUUAUUGGCAUUGACAUCGAUAAUGAUGUUCCAAAAACUGAUGCUGAAGAUAAUAGUUCUAACUAUGCUGCAAUGAUGUUGUUGUCUGAUAUAACGACCAAUAAUGUUGCAGUUACCUCCUCUUCUACCUUUGACCAAGGAUCUAAUUAUAACAACAUCAUCCAUCGAAUUCCAAAAAAUGUUUUUAGUGCUCAUUCAUCCACUCUCCUAAGACGUAUGGGUAUAAUGAAUUUACAACAAGUCAACAAAGAUCUGAACACCAAAACCGUUUACCAUUUUAAUAAUAAACCUAAUACAAAAAAAUCAAAUUUGAAGUUUGCAAUUUCACCUGGUACUAUCUCAACUGAAAUUGAAACUGGAAGUAGUAGUAUCUUGGAAAGUGUUAAUAUUGUAAAUAAAAAUGCAGAAUCCAACUCUUGUAAUGGCAGUCAAACUAUAUCUUGGCCAUUUGUCAGAGUUCUUAAUGGAGAUCAAAUUUUGGUUAAAAAAGCCCAUGGCACUGAUCAAUCAAAUUCUUCAAAAAAUAUUAUAUCAAACACUGAUGCUCCCACCACUAAUAUAUGUGAUGAUAUGUUUACAUCCAGUAAAAAUACAAUGAGAUGUUUAAGAUGUACGCGACAUUUAAAACUAUUUGCACUUGAUUGGCCAUGUCGCAGAUUGAAGAGAUCAAGAAAAGACGACAGCCAAAAAACAACAAACAAAGCUGACGGUUCAGCAUCAAGGGCAGUGAAAAAAAUUAAAACUGAUAUAACAACUGAUCAAGAUCAAAUAUCAGGUACAAAUAGAACCGAUUGGUCACCUUAUCCAAUAAAAGGUAUUGAUAUUAAAAUUAUUCAGUAUAAACGUGCAAAUGGUAGAAUUAGUCAUGCUUAUGAAUAUUGUUACGACAAUAUUUAUGUAAGAUGGGACAAGGAGAGUGGUUUUGUACAUCUUAAUACAUUAAAAAGUUAUUUCAAUAAUACAUUGAGAAAUUUGGAAAAGUUAAAGUGUUGGGAUCAGGCUUGGAGUACACGAAGACACAUUAUAAUUGGUGGCAAUAUUAAAUAUCAAGGUACUUGGUUACCCUAUGACCUCACAAAAAAAGUGGUAAUUGAGUCAAUUGGUAAAAAUGAAGCAUUUUUGAUACCAUUGUUUGGACCUAACUAUGGUCAAGGAAAUUAA